AUGGAUGCCCCUAGCGGAACCUACGAGUGGGAUAUCUUUCUUAGCUUUCGAAGGUGUUGGACAGGAUACAACAAAGAGGAGGAGAUCGCAGAACGGAUAUAUGAAGAGCUGACGAGGAAGGGGCUCCGAGUGUUUCACGUGCCCCGAUGCCUGGGGGAGCGGGAGGACAGGCAUGGGAGAGACUGGGACAGGAAAUAUCUGAAAGCUCUUGCGAACUCACUCGUCGUCGUGCUGCUGAUAACGCGAGAGACGUUCACAGGAAGAGAAUUCGACAUGAAGAAGUACGUCUGGAGCUCGAAGCAAGACGAGCUGCUAAUGGAGUGGGAACUUGUGCUAGAGCUGUACGAUCGGGGGAGGACGAGGGAGAUUCUCCCGUGCCUCAUUGGCGACCUGACGACUCUGAAGAAGCAGAAGGCAAUGAGCAGGAUCGUCGACCGUCUCGGGCUGAAGAACUUGGACGAGAGGGCUAUGAUAGCCAGGAUGCGGGAGCUGUUCAACUACGUGGAUCGGGACGGGUCGGGUUUCAUAGAUGAGGAGGAGCUGCUGGAGGCUUUCACCAAGUUCGGGGUUGAGAUCUCAAGGGAGGAGCUGUCGGAGAGGCUUCAGGAGGUGGACGAUGGGAACUGCAAGCUAGACGUGUUCGAGUUUGAGGACCUCCUCUUUGCUGUGCUUGAGGACAAGGCGGGAAUAUUCUUCGAUGGGAGGAGGGAGAAGGGCGGCAGGAAGAAGCAGCAGCCUCCUGCUUCCUCCUCUUGCCCCGAGGAGGACGAUGACGAAGAGAUCUUCACUAACUUUGAGGAGUCCCGCUGCAUGCCUCCGCUCCCCAACAUCACCUCCCUCCAGUCCUCUCGGCGAGUCGUAAGCUGGCUGCACACCUUCCUCAAGUACAAGGAGGGGGUCGUCCUCUGGCGAGCUCCCCACUGCCGCCCCCUCCCCACGGUGGACAACGUGGAGGGAGGACGGACCAUCAGGCAGACAGUGGAUGCGAUCGUUGGGUUCAAGAAGUACCUCGUGCAAGGCAGGAAGCAAGUCGCUUUGCAGUUCCUCGACAAGUAUGUCUACGACGAGUUCGUCUCCUCUAUCAACCUCUCAAGGGUGGAGGGGGAGGACGCCGCGUCCUCCCUUGCCGCCAUGACGGGCAGGAGCAGGUGCGCAGUCACGGGACAGAGAGCCUCGUUGCGCGACCCCAUCACGUCGCAGCUAGUGAGAGACAUGAAGGUCCUGAAGAUCAUCAGGAAACAGUACUUCUUCAACAGUAAGAGCUGCUCCCCCUCAGUCCUCGUGGAGGAGGACGGGACCAGGAUCACCUGCGCUGGGUCGGGGGGGGAGAGCGUCCUCCUCGACCCUCCCAUCGCAUCCUCAGGAGUCUCCUAUGUGGACCUACAGCUCCAGAACAUCGGUCAGGUCCCCUACAUGUACGUCGGCAUCUGCUCGCCGAUUGUCAACAGCACGGGAGAAUGGAGCGCUCUUCUCGACGAGAGCUCAAAACUUCUCGCGCUGCAGGACGGCAGCAAACUAGAGGGAGGAGAGAGGCAGGCGUUCCUGCAUAUCAAGGUGAAGGCCUAUGAUCGUGUGUCCGUCCUAGUGGACAUGGACAAGGAGACAUGCGAGAUCUUCCUAAACGACAAGUUCCUCGGCGUCCUCUGCACGCGCAUCGACCGGCCCUCCUACUUCGUUGUCACCCUCGGCUGGCCGCGGCAGAGGGUUGAGAUCAUGCGCAAGCAGUACCUGCUCACUCUCGCAAAGCAAGUCAGGUCACCGUUCCUCGCCCUGUCUAAGGAGGAGGUACAGGAGAAGAUCCGUUCUAUCUUCCUUAGAGGAAGCGUCUCCUUACAUCACAGCAUGACGUACGAGGCCCUGAGAGAGCUGCUCAGCCUGCAGUUCGGCGUUCAGCUGAGCAACCUCGAGCUGCGAGAUGUGAUCUCGGAAGUCGAUAGCGACAGAGAUGGGAAUAUCAGCCUCGACGAGUUCGAAGCUUUCAUACUUUACCUCUCAUCACUGUAG
Messenger RNA from Guillardia theta CCMP2712, 2004 nucleotides. RefSeq lists its product as hypothetical. Gene Ontology annotation, biological process: signal transduction. The record is from RefSeq and is a predicted model, not a curated record. Bases 1 to 2004 code for a protein of 667 amino acids. NCBI's taxonomy places the organism in Eukaryota, Cryptophyceae, Pyrenomonadales, Geminigeraceae. Gene Ontology annotation, molecular function: calcium ion binding; enzyme regulator activity. The transcript is spliced from 6 exons.